AUCCUCUGCACAGUGCGGGGACUCCAUUAGGAUGCUGUCCCAAGCCCUGGGGCCGCCAGGGUGAUGGUCACUUGCAAUCCGGUGACUUGACCGUCGAGCUCUGCUUUUCUAUUGAGCGAAUCCCAGCCCGAACUGCGCAUCCUGCUAGUUGGUUGCGCAAGGAGCUGAAGGCUUGGUCCCUUGCCCGGGAAGGCCGCCUGGCCGGACGCGCGGGUCCCGCCCGGGUUCCCGCCCUAGCUCUGGCCGGCGCAUCAGGUGGGGCCCAAGACACGGGUGGGCGAGGCUGAGGCGGCCUCUCCCGGACCCGACGGGCCGCCUGCAGCUCGUCCACACUCUGAACGCAGAGCCGGAGCCCCGGAGCCUCUCCCUGGGCGGCCAUGUGGGCUUCGACAGCCUCCCUGACCAGCUGGUCAGCAAGUCGGUCACUCAGGGCUUCAGCUUCAACAUCCUCUGUGUGGGGGAAACUGGCAUCGGCAAAUCCACACUAAUGAACACACUUUUCAACACGACCUUUGAGACUGAGGAAGCCAGUCACCAUGAGGCGUGUGUGCGCCUGCGGCCUCAGACCUAUGACCUCCAGGAGAGCAACGUGCAGCUCAAGCUGACUAUUGUGGAUGCUGUGGGCUUCGGGGACCAGAUCAAUAAGGAUGAGAGUUACAGGCCCAUAGUUGACUACAUCGAUGCGCAGUUUGAAAACUAUCUACAGGAGGAGCUGAAGAUCCGGCGCUCACUCUUUGACUACCAUGACACGAGGAUCCACGUUUGCCUCUACUUCAUCACACCCACAGGGCACUCCCUCAAGUCCCUGGAUCUGGUGACCAUGAAGAAACUGGACAGCAAGGUGAAUAUCAUUCCCAUCAUCGCCAAGGCUGACACCAUCUCCAAAAGUGAGCUCCACAAGUUCAAGAUCAAGAUCAUGGGUGAGCUGGUCAGCAACGGGGUCCAGAUCUACCAGUUUCCCACAGAUGACGAGGCUGUUGCAGAGAUUAACGCAGUCAUGAAUGCACACCUGCCCUUUGCCGUGGUGGGCAGCACCGAGGAGGUGAAGGUGGGGAACAAGCUGGUCCGAGCACGGCAGUACCCUUGGGGAGUGGUGCAGGUGGAGAAUGAAAACCACUGCGACUUCGUGAAGCUCCGGGAGAUGUUGAUCCGGGUGAACAUGGAGGACCUCCGUGAGCAGACCCACAGUCGGCACUACGAGCUCUACCGGCGCUGCAAGUUGGAGGAGAUGGGCUUCCAGGACAGCGAUGGUGACAGCCAGCCCUUCAGCCUACAGGAGACAUAUGAGGCCAAGAGGAAGGAGUUCCUGAGUGAGCUGCAGAGGAAGGAGGAAGAGAUGAGGCAGAUGUUCGUCAACAAAGUGAAGGAGACAGAGCUGGAGCUGAAGGAGAAGGAGAGGGAGCUCCACGAGAAGUUUGAGCACCUGAAGCGGGUCCACCAGGAGGAGAAGCGCAAGGUGGAGGAAAAGCGCCGGGAGCUGGAGGAGGAGACCAACGCCUUCAACCGCAGGAAGGCCGCCGUGGAGGCACUGCAGUCGCAGGCCUUGCACGCCACCUCGCAGCAGCCCCUGAGGAAGGACAAGGACAAGAAGAAUUAACGCACGCACAGAUUUACAUGUCAAGAGUGGACUUUAGACUUUCAUGUGUUAAGUUGCUUGAGUUACACCUUGUGACCCUUCUCCCAUAACAUGGUGUGAGGACGGACUGGGAGCCGGUACAGACUCCAGUGUUUACAGCCUUGCUUUGCCCCCACCCUACCUUGGCCCCAGGCCGCCCCUGGGCCUGGCAGGCCACCCCCUUCUAUGCAAACACGUAAAAGCCAUGAAUGCUGGAAUCCAAAACUGACAAGGUUUAUUUUUUUCAGAGCCAGUGGCUGGUCUUCCAUUUACAGUGUCACUAUCCCUUGAUGAGCAGUUAUGUGCCACUCUAGCGAAGGCUCCAGCCGGCGAUGCUAGGCCUAAUUGUUCAGCGUCAAGAUGGCGACUCACGUGGUGCCCUAGGCGCAGCUGCGUGGUCUGGUAUACAUGCUGCAAAAUUUACCCAACUCCCUUCGUUUUAAUUUUUCUAACUUAGAGCUUAAUUUUCAUAAUAACUUUAAAACAUUCUAAAUUUUUAUUUUGGCACCACCGCAAAGACAAGUGAUAUCCUCUCCCAUUAUUUUCAUAAGUAACACAGAUUCCCUGAUUUUUUAAAAACUAAAAAUAUCACUAAACCUUUCUUGUAUACAAAGUGCCCCUAUAAUAUAUAGGGAGAGGCGGGUAAUAAACUUCCUGUGAUGACAGUGUUUGGGAUUUCUUUACGGAUGAAAGCGGAACGUGAACAAGACCACGUCCAGUGUUUUUACUGUGAAGGUAAAUGGAACAGCAGCCCGGAGCCAAUGUCUCUGUGCCCCAGAGGUGCUACCUGUAAACAGGGACCAACUCCAUGUAUGUGUGUUAAAUGUUUGACUUCAAUUAAGACUCCCAAGCCAAUCCUGUGUCUUCCAAAUGCCAAGAGUGCUCAGUGGGGGAAUUUGUUACCUCAAAGCCACUGCUUUCUCUUUUCUGGCUAAGGUACAGGGUGGAGAGAUGGGGUGUCUGAUGUACACAGGCGAUUUAAGAAAAGGUGAGCAGCAAAGGAACUCCUCCCCUCCCACUACUCUCUAAAGGGGAACACUUUAAGAGAGUACUCGCAACAUUGAUUCUUCUGUGCUCCUGCUGGUUUUCAAGCCGCUGGGAGUGUCAGGGUUGAGAAUAUGGCCUGGUAAAGUGGGAGAUGAAAAAUGGACAGACAAAAGGAAGGCUGUCCUUUAGAGUUGAGGAAGCACUGUGCUGGGUGCUGGAGCUAUGGAGGAAUGCACGGUGCUCCCCUUAAGGAGCUCAUCUCUAGGUAGUCUAGUGCACUCCUGGCUGGAAGCCUCAGGAAACUGUGCUAAUUUAUUGUUGAAUUGGUAGUUUGCUUUUCAUGCCUCCCAUCUUCCCUCCCAUCACCAUUUCCCCCUUCCUGCCUGGCCUGCUUUGUUGAUUUCCAGGACCAGGUCCUGGCUUCCUCCUGCCCCUCUGAGAUGAUGCUCCCCCCAGGGAGAGGCAGAGGGAUGAGCUGUGUGUGUCUACCGAGGCACAGGGAGAGGCAGCCUUUCCAUGCGAGGGGCUCCACCUGCCAAGUAGAGUGGUGAAUCUCUAAGUGUUACGCCGCAACCAGGGCUGGAUCCAGAUUCUAUGGGGCUGGAAGCUUGGACUAUUUAGGAAGACUCCUUUAAGAAAAAGAAUAUAAAUAUAAAUUAGGUCUAGGGUCUUUGAAGGGGCCCUGAAGAUUAAGCUUCACUGGCUUCACCAGAGUCCACCUCUGGUUGUAACCGAAAACUGACAUUUCAGUGUGGGUAUCUACAAAGGUAAACUGGCGGAUCUGAGGCUAAUGUGGGCUGCCAGGGGCUCGUCUCUAGGUAGCUUUUUGUCUGAGUGUCUCCAGUUGGGUCUAAUUACGACCUUUAAGAUAGCCUAUUUCAGCUCGUGUAUUUCUGAAGACGAGGCUCAGUGACCCAGCAGGUCCAUUGGUGGUGUAAGAAAUGAGAACUCCUGGUUUGUGGGCCAACCUGGGGACUCCAGAGCAGACUGAUUCCUCCACUUGUCCACCACAGCCUGUGGGCCACACCUCAGGCACACUGGAAGCCAUCACUGUGGCUGCUUGCCUGCCUCCAGGCCGAAGACCUCCCAGCGGUUUUGGCGAGACCUGGCAGACUUGCAUUUUCUGGGGACUGAGCUGCCUCCAUGGAUCCCCUCAGCUCUAGCAGGCCUCAGUGUCCCCCUCUCCCUGCUGUUUGUGUGUGACAUCUUGUCAUCUUUUUCUGAGACCAAAUUAAUUAGUCCAUGGUGCACAAGGUGAACUUAAAACUUGCCAUUAUUUAACACACUACCCCUCAUGGAAUGCGACCCUGUCUGCAGGAUCUCGUUCAACUCUCUUUUCUUUUCCUCAUUGUUAUUCAUUGGUAUCUUUAGGGCUGUCUCGUAGGAUCAUGUUGGCAUUUACUAUCAUGUCUUUCAUAAACCAUGUUGGUUUGGGGUGGAAGAAUCACCAUAUAAUUUAUUGUCCAAACUGGGACUUCUGAGAGAGAACGGAGAUGCUGUUAGUAAUUACUCCAGGUCAACAGGCAUAAACCAGACAAACUGGGAUGUAUGGUCUCCUAAUGGGUAACUGAUCUAGGUGGUUUGUAAUUUACAGACUGAAUGCAUAUAUGUUUGUGCAUGUCUGUGUGUGGGCUUCCUGUAACGUGGGGAUCAGAGGCCCGAGGGAAGCGUGGCUUGCCACUCCGUUACGUUAACAUGCUUUUCUAAAACUGCUUCACUUGUUCAUUCAUUUACUCCUUCAUUCAUUGACUGUUUUUGUUCCUUUCCAUUCACUUUGUACUCAUUUUUUUUUUUCAUUAAAUUUUGCAUUUAUUUUGA
This is a messenger RNA of Carlito syrichta (Philippine tarsier), 4420 nucleotides long. It is a transcript of the gene SEPTIN8, whose product is annotated as septin 8. Bases 488 to 1597 code for a protein of 369 amino acids. The transcript is spliced from 10 exons. Gene Ontology annotation, molecular function: GTP binding; GTPase activity; molecular adaptor activity. The record is from RefSeq and is a predicted model, not a curated record. Gene Ontology annotation, cellular component: septin ring; septin complex; cell division site. NCBI's taxonomy places the organism in Eukaryota, Metazoa, Chordata, Mammalia, Primates, Tarsiidae. Gene Ontology annotation, biological process: cytoskeleton-dependent cytokinesis.